AUGGCUGACCAACCAGACUACGAUGCGAUAACUUGGCCUGUCCAACUCACAAGCAAAGUCCAUCGUAAAAACAACCCGUUACUGAAUCCUAGCAACCCUGCUCUCUCAGCUGCAGGCAAGACAGUCCUCAUCACUGGGGCCACAGGUGGCAUUGGUCGGGCGAUUGCUGAAGCAUGGAGAACUGCCGGUGCUAAGGCCAUCGUCAUAACCGGAAGGAACCAAAAGAAGCUACAAGAGGUUGUUGAGGCAUUGGAAGCCACAGUCCAAGAUGAUACAAGCGUACAUUCAUUCGGGCCCAUCGAUAUCACAAAGGAAGAAGAUGUUGCAACGUUGUGGAAGAAAGCAGGAGAAGCAGUUGGCCGAAUCGAUGUCCUCGUCAAUAACGCCGGAUCCUUGACGCAAGCUAUGAUCGGCAAGGGUGAUCCGGGAAAAUGGUGGCAGGAUUUUGAAGUCAACGUCAAAGCCGUACAUCUGAAUGUGCACCAUUUCCUUGCCCAAGCACCGGACGGCAAGGGCACAGUAAUUUCUGUCUCGACAGGAACGUUAGGCGACAUGUAUCCCGACUUCUCCUCCUACAUCCCCAGUAAACUCGCGCAAACCAAGUUCAUGGAGUUCCUUCAUCAUGAACAGCCUGGCAUUCGCACAUUUAGCCUUUUCCCCGGCCUCGUUGCAACAGACAUGCCGCCAAAGCAGUAUCUAGAGUAUGCCCUUGACGAUCCCAUGCUAACAGGAGGCUUAACACUUUUCCUAUCUACCGAGAGAGCAGAGUGGUUGCGAGGCAGCAUGGUGAGUGUGAAUUGGGACUACGAGGAGAUGGAGAUGCAUAAGGAAGAGAUUUUGGAAAAGAGGUUGACGAAGUUAGCUUUUUGUGAUGCGAAGUUUGGGAAAGGCGGUCAUCCUUGGGCGACGUGA
Messenger RNA from Alternaria burnsii, 912 nucleotides. RefSeq lists its product as uncharacterized. The transcript is spliced from 2 exons. The coding region runs from base 1 to 912 and encodes 303 amino acids. The record is from RefSeq and is a predicted model, not a curated record. Gene Ontology annotation, molecular function: oxidoreductase activity, acting on the CH-OH group of donors, NAD or NADP as acceptor. Lineage: Eukaryota; Fungi; Ascomycota; Dothideomycetes; Pleosporales; Pleosporaceae.